This is a messenger RNA of Cylindrotheca closterium, 706 nucleotides long. NCBI's taxonomy places the organism in Eukaryota, Bacillariophyta, Bacillariophyceae, Bacillariales, Bacillariaceae. The record is from the annotation of a GenBank genome assembly.
UGUGGAAAUCCAUGGCUCUGAUCAACGCUUUCCGGUGCAUCGAGUGUAUUGCGUGGGACGGAACUAUGCAGAUCAUGUCCGUGAAAUGGGAGGGGAUCCCAACAUGUCUCAGCCAAUCUUCUUUACCAAACCUGCCAAUGUCAUUGUCCCCACAAACACCAAGAUUCCCUAUCCAUUGGCCACCACCAAUCUGCAUUACGAAGUCGAAUUGGUAGUCGCCAUUGGCCAAGAAGGCGCCAAAAUCCCCAUUGCCAAAGCGAGUGAUUACAUUUUUGGAUAUGCCACUGGAAUCGAUUUGACCAGACGAGAUUUGCAAAAUUUGUCCAAAGACAAGGGUCUGCCAUGGGAUACCGCCAAGGCGUUGGACCAAGGAGCACCCAUUUCGGCCAUUACACCGAUACGGAAUAUUAGUAGUGGUGGUGACGAUGAUGAUGAUGACUCAUCUUCCUUUUCGUUAGAUGCCACAAGCAAGAUUUCCUUGACGGUAAAUGGGGAACCCAAGCAAGAAGGAACCUUGAAUCAAAUGAUUUGGACCGUGGAAGAAGUGAUAUCGCACCUGUCUCACAUGUUCACACUGCAACCAGGGGAUUUGAUUUAUACUGGAACACCCAAGGGAGUGGGUCCAAUCGUUGCUGGUGACCAUGUCAAGGCAAUGAUUGAAGGAUUGGAAACGGUAGAGAUGACACUCACAAAGAGUGAUACCUAA